This is a messenger RNA of Homo sapiens (human), 3396 nucleotides long. RefSeq names its product Rho guanine nucleotide exchange factor 19 (gene ARHGEF19). The transcript has 17 exons. NCBI's taxonomy places the organism in Eukaryota, Metazoa, Chordata, Mammalia, Primates, Hominidae. Gene Ontology annotation, molecular function: guanyl-nucleotide exchange factor activity. The record is from RefSeq and is a predicted model, not a curated record. Bases 255 to 2663 code for a protein of 802 amino acids.
ACACAAUACCCAGGAGCUUGCCUUGCUCGGCUCUGGGGCCAUGCUGACAUGCUGACAUCGCCCCCUGAGGACUUGGCUGCAACCCCAGAGCCCCCAGGGUGUCCCGGAGCCCUGGACCGUGCUGGCAGCUGGACGGAGCUCCCUGGCUGAGCCAGCUGGGCAGAGAGAGGGCUUCCCCUGCCGGAACAGCCAAACAGCAUCAGCAGCGGGCCUGGGCCCAGAGAGGGCCAGGUGGGUGGCAGAGCAAAAGAGGAAUGGACUGUGGGCCACCUGCUACCCUCCAGCCCCACCUGACUGGGCCACCUGGCACUGCCCACCACCCUGUAGCAGUGUGCCAGCAGGAGAGUCUGUCCUUUGCAGAGCUGCCCGCCCUGAAGCCCCCGAGCCCAGUGUGUCUGGACCUUUUCCCUGUUGCCCCAGAGGAGCUUCGGGCUCCUGGCAGCCGCUGGUCCCUGGGGACCCCUGCCCCUCUCCAAGGGUUGCUAUGGCCAUUAUCCCCAGGAGGCUCAGAUACAGAGAUCACCAGCGGGGGGAUGCGGCCCAGCAGGGCUGGCAGCUGGCCACACUGUCCUGGUGCCCAGCCCCCAGCUCUGGAGGGACCCUGGAGUCCCCGACACACACAGCCACAGCGCCGGGCCAGCCACGGCUCGGAGAAGAAGUCUGCCUGGCGCAAGAUGCGGGUGUACCAGCGUGAAGAGGUCCCCGGCUGCCCCGAGGCCCACGCUGUCUUCCUAGAGCCUGGCCAGGUAGUGCAAGAGCAGGCCCUGAGCACAGAGGAGCCCAGGGUGGAGUUGUCUGGGUCCACCCGAGUGAGCCUCGAAGGUCCUGAGCGGAGGCGCUUCUCGGCAUCGGAGCUGAUGACCCGGCUGCACUCUUCUCUGCGCCUGGGGCGGAAUUCAGCAGCCCGGGCACUCAUCUCUGGGUCAGGCACCGGAGCAGCCCGGGAAGGGAAAGCAUCUGGAAUGGAGGCUCGAAGUGUAGAGAUGAGCGGGGACCGGGUGUCGCGGCCAGCCCCUGGUGACUCACGAGAGGGCGAUUGGUCCGAGCCCAGGCUAGACACACAGGAAGAGCCGCCUUUGGGGUCCAGGAGCACCAACGAGCGGCGCCAGUCUCGAUUCCUCCUUAACUCCGUCCUCUAUCAGGAAUACAGCGACGUGGCCAGCGCCCGCGAACUGCGGCGGCAGCAGCGCGAGGAGGAGGGCCCGGGGGACGAGGCCGAGGGCGCAGAGGAGGGGCCGGGGCCGCCGCGGGCCAACCUCUCCCCCAGCAGCUCCUUCCGGGCGCAGCGCUCGGCGCGAGGCUCCACCUUCUCGCUGUGGCAGGAUAUCCCCGACGUACGCGGCAGCGGCGUCCUGGCCACGCUGAGCCUGCGGGACUGCAAGCUGCAGGAGGCCAAGUUUGAGCUGAUCACCUCCGAGGCCUCCUACAUCCACAGCCUGUCGGUGGCUGUGGGCCACUUCUUAGGCUCUGCCGAGCUGAGCGAGUGUCUGGGGGCGCAGGACAAGCAGUGGCUGUUUUCCAAACUGCCCGAGGUCAAGAGCACCAGCGAGAGGUUCCUGCAGGACCUGGAGCAGCGGCUGGAGGCAGAUGUGCUGCGCUUCAGCGUGUGCGACGUGGUGCUGGACCACUGCCCGGCCUUCCGCAGAGUCUACCUGCCCUAUGUCACCAACCAGGCCUACCAGGAGCGCACCUACCAGCGCCUGCUCCUGGAGAACCCCAGGUUCCCUGGCAUCCUGGCUCGCCUGGAGGAGUCUCCUGUGUGCCAGCGUCUGCCCCUUACCUCCUUCCUUAUCCUGCCCUUCCAGAGGAUCACCCGCCUCAAGAUGUUGGUGGAGAACAUCCUGAAGCGGACAGCACAGGGCUCUGAAGACGAAGACAUGGCCACCAAGGCCUUCAAUGCGCUCAAGGAGCUGGUGCAGGAGUGCAAUGCUAGUGUACAGUCCAUGAAGAGGACAGAGGAACUCAUCCACCUGAGCAAGAAGAUCCACUUUGAGGGCAAGAUUUUCCCGCUGAUCUCUCAGGCCCGCUGGCUGGUUCGGCAUGGAGAGUUGGUAGAGCUGGCACCACUGCCUGCAGCACCCCCUGCCAAGCUGAAGCUGUCCAGCAAGGCAGUCUACCUCCACCUCUUCAAUGACUGCUUGCUGCUCUCUCGGCGGAAGGAGCUAGGGAAGUUUGCCGUUUUCGUCCAUGCCAAGAUGGCUGAGCUGCAGGUGCGGGACCUGAGCCUGAAGCUGCAGGGCAUCCCCGGCCACGUGUUCCUCCUCCAGCUCCUCCACGGGCAGCACAUGAAGCACCAGUUCCUGCUGCGGGCCCGGACGGAAAGUGAGAAGCAGCGAUGGAUCUCAGCCUUGUGCCCCUCCAGCCCCCAGGAGGACAAGGAGGUCAUCAGUGAGGGGGAAGAUUGCCCCCAGGUUCAGUGUGUUAGGACAUACAAGGCACUGCACCCAGAUGAGCUGACCUUGGAGAAGACUGACAUCCUGUCAGUGAGGACCUGGACCAGUGACGGCUGGCUGGAAGGGGUCCGCCUGGCAGAUGGUGAGAAGGGGUGGGUGCCCCAGGCCUAUGUGGAAGAGAUCAGCAGCCUCAGCGCCCGCCUCCGAAACCUCCGGGAGAAUAAGCGAGUCACAAGUGCCACCAGCAAACUGGGGGAGGCUCCUGUGUGAUGGGCAGCCAUGGCCUAGGACCCCACCUCCAUGCCUGGCUCCUGGAUGGUCCUGGAGGGGCCUGCAGUGUCUCCAUUCCCCAAGCUGCUCCUGCUGGCACUUCGCUUCUGUGGCCUUGGCAUUGAGGGCACAGGCUGGACACAGGAAUGGGGGCGCCUCCAGAGGGUCUCUCCGUCCUCAUGCUCCUCAGUGUCCACACUUCAAGGCCAAGGAUAGUUUCUUCCUCUGACAUGGGGACCAUAACAGGUGAUCACUGAUACCUGGCAAAGACUGGGGCCCUCUCCUUUCUAUGUCCUCAAUCCUGCCUGACUCUUGGUCCUUCUGGCAGGGACCUGGCUGGGGAACGUUCUGGUGCUGAUGGUGCUGGGACCUAUAUGUAUAUUUAUAUAUAUCUGGGGUCUUGUCUACCACCUCCCCUGGUCAGAGCCUGAGUGGGUGCUGGUUGCUGUGUCUUGUCUGUAAAUAAACUCCUAUCAUGCCUUUGCUUGGAGUCUGUGAUCCAUCUGAUGCUGCCCCCACCCCCACAGUCCUAUUUUCCCAGCUAAAGACCAGGAGAGUCUCCGGCUGGCUCCCAACUGGGGCUUUGCAUUUCUCUAGAGUUCAUCUCUGAGCUGUAAGGGUGACCAGGGGGCAGGGGGACGAUUGUGUAUCAGCUAGGCUGCUUUUGGCUGCAAGUAACAAAAUAUCAGAUACAAAUAGGCUUAAACAUUAAAGAGAUUUGAUUAGUUCUUUA